Molecule: messenger RNA, 522 nt
Organism: Schistocerca cancellata (South American locust)
Lineage: Eukaryota; Metazoa; Arthropoda; Insecta; Orthoptera; Acrididae
Product: general transcription factor II-I repeat domain-containing protein 2A-like
Exons: 1
Coding region: 1-522 (173 amino acids)
Source: RefSeq, a predicted model, not a curated record
AUGAUGUUUGCAGCUGAUAUUUUUGAAAAAUUGAACGAGCUGAAUGUGACAUUGCAGGGAAAGGGGUUGUUUGCUCAUGAAAUGUGGACACAUGCCAAAGCAUUUAAAACAAAACUAGGUCUGUUUGCAAGGCAAGCAAAUGAUGGCCAAUUUUGUCAUAUCCCUUUACUAGAGAAACAGAAAGUACCUGGAAGUGUUUCAGCUAAGAUUAGGAAUUAUCUGCAGAGUUUAGAGGCUGAGUUUACUACAAGAUUUCAGGAUUUUAAGAAAAUUGAGCCUCAAUUUAAUGAUAUUGACACUGCACCACAGGAGCUGCACCUUGAACUGAUGGACUUGCAGGCAGUUCACGCACUGAAAGAAAUAUUUAGUGCUGUAACUUUAGUUGACUUUUAUAAAUCUUUGUCAGCUGAAAAAUUUCCAUUUAUCAAGAAAUUUGCAGGCAAAAUGUUCUCCAUAUUUGGAUCAACGUAUAUUUGUGAACAAAGUUUUUCUUGCUUGAAAAUCAAAAAGAGCAAAUACUGA